This is a messenger RNA of Ooceraea biroi (clonal raider ant), 1085 nucleotides long. Its product is annotated as deoxycytidylate deaminase. NCBI's taxonomy places the organism in Eukaryota, Metazoa, Arthropoda, Insecta, Hymenoptera, Formicidae. Gene Ontology annotation, biological process: pyrimidine nucleotide metabolic process. Gene Ontology annotation, cellular component: cytoplasm. The record is from RefSeq and is a predicted model, not a curated record. Gene Ontology annotation, molecular function: dCMP deaminase activity; zinc ion binding.
AAAUCAACUUUAAAAUGCCUUGAACGUAUAUCCUGAAAAAUAUAUUAUAUCUAACGUAAGAAUAACACCGAUAACGGAUAGAUAAUUAAUGAUAACGUAUAAAUAAAUAGCUGCUGAGAUACAUUGUCCAGCGAUAGUUCUCGGGUUUGUGUUCUAGUGUUCUGUUCUGUCUGAAGUUCAAAUAAAGUCUUGAUUCUGAUAAUGGCGGAAGGAUUUAGACGGACGGACUACAUUACUUGGGAUGAAUAUUUCAUGGGUAUAGCACUCCUAUCUGCAGAACGCAGUAAAGAUCCCAAGCGCCAGGUCGGUGCGUGUAUAGUUAAUAAUGAGAAGAAAAUCGUCGGCGUUGGAUAUAAUAGUAUGCCCUACGGAUGCGACGACGACAAGUAUCCUUGGAAGCAAGGCCCGGAAGACAGUUUAGAUGCAAAAUAUCUUUACGUGUCUCACGCCGAACUUAACGCGAUAGUCAACAAAAAUUCGAGUGAUGUUAAAAAUUGCAAGAUCUAUGUCACUUUCUUCCCGUGCAACGAAUGCGCAAAACUGAUAAUACAAAGCGGCAUAAAGGAGAUAAUAUAUAAAUCGUAUCCUAAAAAGGAGGGCACACCGAAGUGGAUAGCUUCAAAAAGAAUGCUUGAUGAUGCUGGUGUUGUAUACAGCCGAUUUGACGAUAUCAAUAUGUCCCCAAGAUCAAGGAUAUUACUUAACUUCGAAAGAGAAAGAGACUAGGGGAUGAUCCAGUCUUCAACCGACCUGUAGCAGAGAGAUCAAAAGCGAUGCAACAAUGGAUACCUAAAUAUAUAAUAAUUCUGACGAAACUCGUUGUCUUUGCUCAGCAUUUGGUGAACAAAAAGAACAGAAUGAUUCUGCCGAUAAUUGGCAGUGAACUGUGAAUUAACGAAACUGUCUGUAUAUCAAUAUGAUCCUUGAUGCUAUAAUAUAUUGUAUGAAUCAUUCUGACGGCAGUGUUUGUCUUACCUUAUUCUUCUGUUACUUCUUUCACACGAUAAAUAUAUCCUAUAUAAAAAAACGACAGUCAUAAAAAUAUACUUAGUUUCUGUAAUUCUAAAUAGCAACUUAAUAAAACC